Messenger RNA from Medicago truncatula (barrel medic), 372 nucleotides. RefSeq lists its product as uncharacterized. Gene Ontology annotation, biological process: translation. Gene Ontology annotation, cellular component: ribosome. Lineage: Eukaryota; Viridiplantae; Streptophyta; Magnoliopsida; Fabales; Fabaceae. The transcript has a single exon. Bases 1 to 372 code for a protein of 123 amino acids. The record is from RefSeq and is a predicted model, not a curated record. Gene Ontology annotation, molecular function: structural constituent of ribosome; 5S rRNA binding.
AUGGCGACGAGGAGGUUUGUUUUGAAGGUGUAUGUAUCUGCGAAGCACAUGACGGCGAAUGUAGUGGAUUGGCAGCACCGGAGGGUGGUGGCGAGUGCGUCGACGGUGGAGAAAUCAAUAAGUGACGCGUUUGAGUUGGGGAGAAGCUGUAAUGUUAAAGCGGCGGCGUCUAUUGGGGAGGUGUUGGCGAUGAGGCUGAAGACGGAGGAGGCGGGAAUUGGAAUGGGAGGUGGGGUCCACAUGGAUGUUGAGAAGGAGAUUGAGAAGAAGAGUGUGGAUACUGGACCUGAGGUUUGGGCUGUUGUUGAUGCUUUGAGGAAGAGAGGUGUUAAGGUCUUCGUCGAGAAUGAGUACCGUGUUACUAAAUCGUAA